Molecule: messenger RNA, 621 nt
Organism: Symbiodinium necroappetens
Lineage: Eukaryota; Dinophyceae; Suessiales; Symbiodiniaceae
Source: the annotation of a GenBank genome assembly
AUGGCGCGCCGCCAGCUGGGUUGCCGGGCGGCGGCACUCCCGGCGCUCUGGCGGGGACGCUCCGUCGUGGAACUGGGCUGCGGAACCGGCUAUGUGGGGCUCCUCCUGGCGCAGUUGGGCGCCCGGGUGACGCUCACGGACCUGCCGAAGUUCCAGGAAGCCGCCGCCGCCUCCAUCCUGGCGACGGGACCCCACAUCCAGCCGCCGGGCAGGGCCAGCUUCUGCUGCCUCGACUGGGCCGACGUGGACGCGAACGCCCGGGCGCUGCUGAAAAGUGCCCACGUCCUCGUCGCGGCCGAGCCGGUCACCUGCCAGUGCUCCGAAAGGGACUUCCUGAGCCUCCUGGAGGCGGUGCUGGGCGGAGGAUCCCUCCUUUGCCCUCGGCUCGAAGGUUUCCUCGUGGCGCACAAGCACCAGCAGAACUUCUGCAUCGGCGGUUACAGCGCGCCUUCGCGCGAAGCGGCCCCGGGCAUCGUUCUUUCGGACAGUUGCGACCGCUGCACCUUCCGCCGAAAGCUGCAAGAUGCAGGUGCUUCCAUCGGCGCCUUCGCCAUCGAACCCCCAAGGGAGUUCGCUCACCCCUUCGUCGAGUGCUGGGAGAUCCGUUUGCCGUGGAGAUGA